Knipowitschia caucasica is the source of this 2409-nucleotide messenger RNA. NCBI's taxonomy places the organism in Eukaryota, Metazoa, Chordata, Actinopteri, Gobiiformes, Gobiidae. The record is from the annotation of a GenBank genome assembly.
AUGAUGAUAGUCAACACUGCAGACGGAGAUUCACGUUGGAUUACGGACGGUGGGGGGGAGUGGCGGGAGGGGGGGGUUGGGGGGGGGGGGAGGGUGGGUGAAGGUGGCGGGGGGGGGGAGGGGGGGUUGGGGGUGAGGGUGGGGGGAAGGGGGGCGGGGGUCGGGGGUGGGGGUGUGUUUAGGAGGGCUUUGGGGGGGGGGGGUCGGGGCGGGGGGAGGAGGGGGGGGGGUAGGGGGGGAGGGGGGGGGGGGGAGGGGGUGGGUGGGGGGGUGGGGUUGGGCGGGGGGGGGGAGGGGGUGGAGGGGGGGGCGGGGGGGGUGGGCGGCGUUGUGGGCUGGGGGGGGGGGGGGGGGGGGGAGGGGGUGGCUGGGGGGGGGCGGGUGGGGGAGGAGGCGCGGGGGGGUGAGUGGGGGGAGCGGCUGAGGAGGUGGGGGGGGGUGGUGGGCGGGGGUUGGGGGGGGGGGGGGGGGUGGGGGGGGGGGUGGGGGGCGGGGGGGGGGGGAGGGGAUGGUGGGGAGGGGGGGAGGGUGCGGGGGGGGGGGGGGAGGGAUUGGAGGUGGGGUGGGGGGGGGGAGCUAGGUGGGGGCCGGGUUGUGGGGAGGGGGGGCGGGCGGGAUGCUGUGGGGAUGGAGGAUGGGGGGGGAGGGUGGGUUGUGUGGUGGAGGGAUGGGGGGGGUUGGCGGGGAGGGGGGGGGGGGCGAGGGGGGGACGUGGUGGGGGCUGGGGUGGGGGACGGGGGUGGUGGGGGGAGUGGGUGGGGGGAGGGGGGGGGGGGGGGGAGGGGGCCUGUUGAGGCGGUGGGGUGUUUGGGGGGAAGCAGUGGAGGGGGGGGGUGGGGGGGUGGGGGGGGGGGCCGGGGGGGGGGUCGGGGGGGGUGGGGGGGGGGGGGUGGGUGUGAGUGGGGCGGGUGGGGGGACGGUGGUGCGGGGAGAGGGGGGGGGGGGAGGUGGGGUGGGGUUGGUGGGCGGGGGUUGGGGCGGGGGGGGGAGGGGGCGACGAGCGCGGAGGGGGGGGAGGUGGGGGGGGGGGGGGGGGGGGGGGUUGUGAGUGGGGGGGGUGAGUGGGGGGGGGAGGGAUGGGGGGGUUGGGGGGGGUUGGGGGGCUGGGGUUGGGGACGGGGGGGGAGGUGGGGGGGGGGUGAACGGGGGGGAGGUUGGACGGGGGGUGGGGGUGGGGGGGGUUCGGGCGAGGGGGGGGGGGAAGGGGGGGAGUGGCCUGGGGGGGGGGUGGGGGUGGGGGGGUGGGGGGGGGGGGUGGUCUACGGGGGGGGGGGGGUAGGGGGGGCGGUGGAGGGGGGGUGGGGUGGGGGGGGGAGGGGGGGGGGGGGGGGAGAGGCGGUGGGGGGGGGGGGGGGGUGGGGGGGGGGGUUGGGGGGUGAGGGGGGUGUGGGGAGGGUGGGGGGGGGGGGGGGUGGGGUGGGGGGGGUGGGGGGAGGGGGGGGGGAGGGGAGAGGGUGGAUGGGGGGGGGGCGGGCGGGGGGGGGGGGGGGGGAUGGGGUAGUGGGGGGGUUGGAGGCGGGUGGGGAGGGAGUACGGGGGGGGUGGGGGGAGGGGGGAAGGUUGGGGGAGGGGGGGGGGAGGGGGGGGGAGGAGGGUGGGCGGGGGGGGGGACGGGUGGUGGGGAGGGGGGGGCGGUCGGGAGGUUGGGCCGGGAAGGAGGCGGGGGGGGCACAGGGGUGGGGUGGGGGGCUGCGGGGGUGGGCGUGGGAGGUUCGGGGGGGGGUGUGGGUGGUGGGGGGGGGGGGUGGGGGCGGUGGGGGUUGGGGUCUGUGGGUGGGGUGGGGUGGUUGGGUUGGGGUGGGGGGGAGGAGGCGGAGGGGGGGGGGGGGAGGGGGGGGGGGGGGGCGGUGGGGGGGGGGAGUGGCGGGCGGGGGGGUGGGGCGGGGGGGGGGUUCGGCGGGGGAGGGUAUGGGUGGUGAGGUGGGGGGCGGGGGAGAUGAUGGGGGCCGGGCGGGGUGGGGGGGUGGGGAUGGGGGGGCUGGGGGGGAUGGGGGUGCGGGGUGGGGGGGGGGGGGGGGGGGGGGGGGGGGGGGGUGGGGGGGAGGGGGGGAGUGGGGUGGGUCGGGGCGGGGUGGUGGGGGGGUGGUGAGGGGGGGGUGGGUGGAUGUGGGGGGGGGGGGGGUGUGGGUGGGUGGGGAGGGGGGGCGGGGGGGGGGUGGGGGGGGGGGGCGGAGGGGGUGUUGGGGGGGGUGGUGGGAGGCCGGGCUGUGGAAUCAAAGGGAGUUUAAGACCCUGCAGACAGGAGCUUUCAUCUCCACGACGACCAGAGAGAGAAACCGACACAUGCUGGAGAUUCUGCCAUCACGCUCACCUGAAGGCACUCUUUUCAUGUUUGAGGAGGAUCUACACACCAGAAAAGUGAAAGGAGCCGUCUGUUUUACACGUGUGGAGCACAGGGACGGGUCUUAG